GUGUAAUUCUACUGUUAGUGUGUCUGACUUUGAGACUCGGAGACAUCCUCACGGCAGGGAAUCAACUCACCCAGAAACCUCUCAACAUUAAAACAAAGAGGGCUAAACAUGCUGUCUUCCAUUAUUGCGAAAAGACUGGUGACUGGGGUGUGCCAGGCAGCAUGGAGACCAGCAGUGGCAGGCCUGAUACCAUCUCGUGGUUACCGUGGAGACGCGCCAGAUGACACCAGGGGUGACCUGAUUGAGAUCCCUUUGCCCCCUUGGGAGGAGAAGCUCAGCGAGCCCACUGACAUCAAGAGACGGCGCCUGCUCUAUGAGAGUCGUAAGAGGGGCAUGCUGGAGAACUGCAUAUUGCUCAGCCUUUUUGCAAAGCGAUACCUGAACACAAUGAGUGAGACUCAGCUGCUGCAGUACGACAGACUGAUUAAUGAACCUAGCAAUGACUGGGACAUCUACUACUGGGCAACAGAAGCCCAGCCCACCCCUGAGGUUUACCAGGGAGAAGUCAUGGAUAUGCUGAAGGAAUUCACAAAGAACCGCAACCAGGAGCAAAGGUUGGAUGCGCCCAGCUUGGAAUACCUGGAAAAGGAACACCAAUGAGGUCUGUGGCUCCCUGGACUCUCUCAAAGACUCAUACUGGGCGGGGCACUGAGUGAAAUGGCAGUGUCAUAACCCACCAGAGAAAUCUUUCUCUCAUGUAAUCUCCAGUUACAUACAACAGAGUGUAAAAAAUAAUGUGGAGCGCAAAAUAUCUGGAACACUUAAUUAUCACACUGUCUCCACGUUCUGCAACUGUUUCAUCUGUUAUGUCCUGCCUGUCAUGAUGCGGAGCUGCGUGGAAGACAUGAAGAUGGAAGCUGAGGGGGUUUUAGCCUCAGAAACGUGUGAAGAUUGUUGCAUCACAAUAUUAAGGAAGUGUUCUGAAUAUUUGACAUUAAUUGUAUAGGUUUCUUGUGGUGGAAGACUGUAAAUGGAAAUCGAUGAUGUAUCUAUAGUAGACAAUAAAAUAGCCAUUCAUUAGCGUAGCUUGUUGAAUCGCCAUGGCUUGGUUCUGUACUAUAAUUUUACUGUGCCUAUUACAGACAUUAUGGGUUAUUUAAUAAAUGUUGAUCCUCUA
Molecule: messenger RNA, 1117 nt
Organism: Thunnus maccoyii (southern bluefin tuna)
Lineage: Eukaryota; Metazoa; Chordata; Actinopteri; Scombriformes; Scombridae
Gene: sdhaf2
Product: succinate dehydrogenase complex assembly factor 2
Exons: 4
Coding region: 109-600 (163 amino acids)
Biological process (GO): mitochondrial electron transport, succinate to ubiquinone; protein-FAD linkage; mitochondrial respiratory chain complex II assembly
Cellular component (GO): mitochondrion
Source: RefSeq, a predicted model, not a curated record